UGGGGGAGGUGGUGGCGCUUGGCGGCUGCUGGCGGCCGAGGUAGAAGAGUCUGAGGCGCCGGAGUUGUGCGGGGCCGGCGGCGGCAGAUUUGGGGCGUAAACAGCAUUUUCCAGAGAAUACUGCUAGUGCAGCCGCGAUUGCAACUGAAGAUCUUGGUACCUACCCACCACACAUUGGUGGGGAGACACUCCUCAGAUACAUCACCUGGGCAGUAUUUCAAAGUUACAAUGAUUGGGCCUCAGUGGUAGAGCUUGAUUAGCAUGUGAGUGACCCUGGGCUUGGUUCUCCUCAUCAGCAAACAAAUGACUACAACAAAAUCCAGUGAUUCACCGCUAGAUGAGGAAACUGAGACUUGUUGAAGUUACAAAAUUUGUCCAAAGUCACACAGCUUAUAAAGGGCACAGUCAAGAUUCAGAGCCAGAUUGUAAAAAAUUAAAAUGAACAAACUACGGCAAAGUUUUAGGAGAAAGAAAGAUGUUUAUGUUCCAGAGGCCAGUCGUCCACAUCAGUGGCAGACAGAUGAAGAAGGUGUUCGCACUGGAAAAUGUAGCUUCCCAGUUAAGUACCUCGGGCAUGUAGAAGUUGAUGAGUCAAGAGGAAUGCACAUCUGCGAAGAUGCUGUAAAAAGAUUGAAAGCUGAAAGGAAGUUCUUCAAAGGCUUCUUUGGAAAAACUGGAAAGAAAGCUGUAAAGGCAGUCCUGUGGGUAUCAGCAGAUGGACUCAGAGUCGUGGAUGAAAAAACUAAGGACCUCAUAGUUGACCAGACAAUAGAGAAAGUUUCCUUCUGUGCCCCAGAUAGGAACUUCGAUAGAGCCUUCUCUUACAUCUGUCGUGAUGGCACCACGCGACGCUGGAUUUGUCACUGCUUCAUGGCUGUCAAGGACACGGGUGAAAGAUUGAGCCAUGCAGUGGGCUGUGCUUUUGCAGCUUGUUUAGAGCGUAAACAGAAACGAGAGAAGGAAUGUGGAGUGACUGCUACAUUUGAUGCCAGUCGGACCACUUUUACAAGAGAAGGAUCAUUCCGUGUCACAACUGCCACUGAACAAGCAGAAAGAGAAGAGAUCAUGAAACAAGUACAGGAUGCCAAGAAGGUUGAAACAGAUAAGACAGUUGUUGGUUCAUCAGCGGCCCCUGGCAACACUGCCCCAUCCCCAUCCUCUCCCACUUCUCCCAGUAUGGAUGCUGCUGCCUCUCUGGAGACGAACAAUCCUCAUGCCAUCCCACGCCGGCAUGCACCAAUUGAACAGCUUGCUCGCCAAGGCUCUUUCCGGGGAUUUCCUGCUCUUAGCCAGAAGAUGUCACCCUUUAAACGCCAGCUAUCCCUACGCAUCAACGAGUUACCUUCCACUAUGCAAAGGAAGACUGAUUUCCCCAUAAAAAACUCAGUGCCAGAGGUAGAAGGAGAAGCAGAGAGCAUCAGUUCCUUAUGCUCACAGAUCACCAAUGCCUUCAGCACACCCUCUGAGGACCCAUUCUCCUCUGCCCCAAUGACCAAACCAGUGACGGUGGUAGCACCACAGUCUCCUGCCUUCCAAGCUAAUGACACUGACUCAACUUUCCAUGCGCUUGCUACCAAACCAGCCCACACUGCUGCUGCUCUAGCACCUGCAGCAGUGCCUGUGCGUGAAACCAACCCUUGGGCUCAUGCCCCUGAUGCAGCUAACAAGGGAAUUGCAGCCACACAAUCCGGGACCGAGUGGGGUCAGUCUUCUGGUGCUGCCUGUCCAGGUCUCUUCCGGGCUGGUCACAGACGCACUCCCUCUGAAGCUGACCGCUGGUUAGAAGAAGUAUCAAAGAGCGUCCGGGCCCAGCAGCCUCAGGCCUCAACUGCCCCUCCUCCGCCAGUUCUCCAGCCUCCUCCACCCACCGCCAUCACCCAGCCAGCACCACCUUUCCAAGGCAAUGCAUUCCUCACCUCUCAGCCCGUGCCAGUGGGUGUGGUCCCACCUCUGCAGCCAGCCUUUAUCCCUGCCCAGUCCUACCCUGUGGCCAAUGGUUUGCCCUAUCCAGCCUCUAAUGUGCCCGUGGUGGGCAUCACCCCCUCCCAGAUGGUAGCCAAUGUGUUUGGCACUGCAGGCCAUACUCAAGUCACUCACCCCCAUCAGUCUCCGAGCCUGGCCAAGCAGCAGACAUUCCCUCAGUAUGAGACAAGCAGUGCUUUCUGUAAGCCUCCUGUUCAGCAGCUCAACGGCUCUGCAGCUUUCAAUGGUGUAGACGAUAGCAGGUUGACCUCAGGAGACAAGCAUGCAGAGGUGCCCACAGGCACCUGCCCGGUGGAUCCUUUCGAAGCCCAGUGGGCUGCAUUAGAAAGCAAGUCCAAGCAGCGUACUAAUCCCUCCCCUACCAACCCUUUCUCCAGCGACUUACAGAAGACAUUUGAAAUCGAACUUUAGACAAUUUCUGUGGCGCCUAUAUCUUGUCUGUACUUAAACAGGGAAGGGGUGGAGGGCAAAGGAAUAAAGGGGACUGUGCCUUCCUGAUCAGUACACUUCAAUAAUCCCAAAGGUCCCAAGGAGCAAAGCCCAAGAAGCACAGGUGCAUUAAAGGGGUGAUGUUGAAAGAAAUGGAAGAAAGCCAUUCCUAGAGAAGACUGGCCCGCAGCUGGCUAGAGGAGACAAGGAAGGUCGCCCUCUGUCCCCUCUCUCCCUUUACAAGUUUCUGGCUACAGAGGCAGAAGUAGCUGAGUGGGAACCUAUUCAAAGCACAUUGACUGAAAUCUAAAACAUAGGAAGCAAAACAAUCUCCCUUUAGUUUUCAGGCCGUUCACCCGCUCUUCCAGUGCCUCCCAGUGCCACGGCAGGUCGGGCACCGUGUCUGUGUCGGGCUGGGAGGAGGGGCAGGCUGCGCUGCCAGAGCUCAGCAGUGGGAGUGGGGGCGCACAAGCAGCUGCUCGAUAAGACUAUUCUGGGGGUAAAGUUGAGCUUCCAUUUUGAGUAACAGAAUAAAUAUUAUAAAUAUAUAUCAAAAGCCAAAAUCUUUAUUUUUAUGCAUUUAGAAUAUUUUAAAUAGUUCUCAAUAUUAAAAAGUUGUAUGAGUUGUAAGUAAUCUUGCCAAAAGUAAAUGGGUUAGUUGUAAGAAAUUGUACAUAAGAUUGAUUUAUCAUUGAUGCCUAUUGAAGUAAAAGGAGGAGAGGUUGGUAGUCGCAGGCAGCAUCCCUGGCUUGUUUGUGAUCACUCAUCGCCGGCACUCUGUGACCAGCACAGUCACUAGUCAGGAGGUUGUAGACUAAAUAAAGAAACGAAAGAGCAGUGUUGUCCUGGUUUUAAACCUCUGGUGAAGUUCUGUGUCUAAUUAUUUUAAUUCAGUCAAUUUGUGCUCUACAGAAUAUGUAUUAUCUUUACAUAUUGUUGCAAUUCCUUAUGUUAAUCCUUUGUUUUAGCACUAAGAUGGCAACAUGAUAUCCACAAGAAGGGAACACAGGUUACUGUGUUGGUUUGUAAUGUGGGUUUUGUCAUUUAAAUUUUGUCCCAAGUUUUGUGGGCAUGAAGGUUAGGGUUUUGUGUGCUUUCUGUGUCCCAUAGUCCCCCUCUUCCUGUGAACAGAACAUCCAUUGCCAGUUGCAGCUACUUGACCUCGGGUAACAUGAGAUUCCCAUCUCACUUUUACUUUUGAACGUCGGCCUUACAAUCAAAUGUAAGUUAUAUAUACAUAUAUAUAUAUUUGUACUGACGAGAAUUUAUAAUCUGCUUUAACAAAAAUAAAUGUUCGUGGUAGAA
This is a messenger RNA of Jaculus jaculus (lesser Egyptian jerboa), 3717 nucleotides long. RefSeq names its product NUMB endocytic adaptor protein (gene Numb). Bases 439 to 2394 code for a protein of 651 amino acids. Gene Ontology annotation, molecular function: cadherin binding. Lineage: Eukaryota; Metazoa; Chordata; Mammalia; Rodentia; Dipodidae. The record is from RefSeq and is a predicted model, not a curated record. The transcript is spliced from 14 exons.